Molecule: messenger RNA, 2789 nt
Organism: Amoebophrya sp. A120
Lineage: Eukaryota; Dinophyceae; Syndiniales; Amoebophryaceae
Source: the annotation of a GenBank genome assembly
AGCCGCACCUGAAACCGCCAGGGUCGAUCUAGGUAUGUUUACUUCAAAAUGAAAUACUGAUGUUUUUCGAUAAGUUAGUAUGGAUUUUUUUUGCGUUGAACAAUAUCAGAAAGUCCAAGUGAUGAAUCGUGUUUGACCCCCAUUCGUGUUGGUGUAGUGACUCAGAAACCUGCCCCUGACGUUGUCACGAAAUUUCAAAUCUGUAAGUAUAUUCAGUCACGCUCACGCUCACGUUUCUGGGCACGGAGAUUUUGUGCUUUAGAAGAAAUAUGGCAUCGACAGACGGUGCCCAGGAGGUCACCAAGACCGUUGCCGAAUGGAACGAGGAGCGUAGGAAACUCGGUCUAAAACCUCUCCGAAUAGAAGAAGACGGCAAAGCGGUAGACGGAACCUCGGACGCACCAUUAGACCACUGGGCAGAAAAAGCGAAGAAGGACGCCGCAAAACACGAUGCAGUCGCCGCGAAGCAGCAGGACAAGAGGAAGAGGUACAUUUUUUUGCUCUUGCGAAUUUACUUUGUUUAGCUGUGUACGUGUUGUGACGAGCCGAAACUGAAUCCAUUUCUUUCUGCGGUAGAAAAUGAAGAUUCAUUGCGAACCAAAAUCUCUCAACAGGGAGCGGGCCAAACUUGCAAGCGGUCGCGGUCUCGGCGACAUCCUGGACGAUGACGAUGAUUUGCAGGCAUGGGCCAGCAGCCACCACACGACAAGCUCGCGGAACCUCGAGCGCGCCGCGGCGAAGAACCGUGCGACCAAGCAAAAAGAGGAGGCGGGAGACGGACCGUCGUUGGAUAACUUCAGGGUAUUUUCUUUCAGCUUUUUGUUUGGCGUUCUGCUUCUGACAAUGAUAAUGAAUUGUUUUUCUUCGAUUUUCUUUAACUGAACGGGAAAAAGGACGACAACGCAUAUUAGAGUUGAUUCAUGAUCGAUUCUCAGGUGACGCACGACAUGGCGGAUUUCCAGGAGGGCGAGCAGGCGAUUCUGACGCUUGCGGACGAAAGGAUAGUAACCCUCGACGGCACCCUGAACAGCGAGAUGGAUCUGCUGGAAGACAUUAACAAGACUGACGCGUUUAAACUGGUAUUUCUAUUUGGUUUGAUGGUUGCCUGGUGAAAAAAACAAAAAGUAAAGUGCACUUUUCAGCAGCAACAGAUUGACUCAAAUUCUGUGUCUCUGCAGCGCCGCUCGAUUAAUUUUAGCGCUCCAAAACGAUCGAUGAUCCAAACAGAAACAACGUGAAGAGCGGAAGAAGCAAAAAGCGAACUACGACCCUUCCCGAGGCUACCACGGUGACCAGCAAACCGGCGACAUCCUCGCGAAGUACGAUGAGCUCCCCACCCGCGCCACUGGUUUCACGAUGGCGGACGCGCACUCAGCCGUGGCCGAGCAGAAACUGAAGGAAAUGGCACUUGCCGACCAGGCGGACGGAGAAAUCAGCACACUGAAAUUCCAGUCGGACGUCAUGGACCAGGCGGAAGAGGUGAAAUUCCGGAAAAAAAUCGCGAAACAGGCCAAGAAGCAAAACAAAAGAAAGCAAUUGAACAUCGACGAGGACGAGUUUGACCGACCACCGGUGAAAAUGCAGAAAUUCAGGGUCCGCGCCGACGUUGACAGCGACGAGGAUGAUCCGGAAUUGUACGAGCAGCUCCGCCGGCAGAAGACCGCCGCCACGACAAAACGGGACUUGAAAAAGGUCCAGGAGCUGCUGCGACCGGAAGAGGCUCUGGUAGCAUCCUCGGGUCUGGCGAGGGACAAAGACAGUCGGUUGGUCAGCGCGACCAGCGAGUUCUGUCUCACGGUACAGACACACGACCAGAAAGAGGAGAAGACGAAGCAGGAAACCUAUGCGGGGAUGGAAACGUAUUAAUUUUAGAUUUUUUCCUUUCGUUUCAUAUUUAUGCUUCUUGUCAUGAUUUGCGUUCUGCUCAGUCGAUUUACCGAUCAAACUUGAUGGCAAUACAUUCAAUCCACAGGUUCAAGAAGGAGCGGGAGAACAAGCUCAAACUACACGACGACGAGGCCGCGAACGAGCGGAGAAUAAACGAUUCCAGGAAGCACAAAAGCAGCUCCUCUUCCAGCGCGCCGGUGGUCUCAGAGCAGCAACAGAAGGCCGUGGAGGAGCAGUUGCACGAGAAGCCUUUGGACAACAGUAUGGCGAGUGCCCUGCUAUAUUUACGCGAGCGCGACGGGUUUGGCAAGGAUCAAGGCUCACACCUGAAACGCUACACCGCCGAGGGCGGCGUGCUUGAUAUUGGAACCAACGAAGGCGACGUGAAGAUCGAGUAUAAGGAUGAGUUUGGGCGCGUGAACACGGCGAAAGAGGCCUUUAGGCAACUCUCUUGGAAGUUCCACGGGAAGAAGCAUGGUGCGCGCAACGCCGAAAGAAGGCUUCAGAGAAUAGAGGAGGAAAACCGAAUAAAACGGCUUGACAUGAACGCCCCACCCAGUCUAGAGGCUCUGAAAAAGGUUCAGAAAAACGAAAAGACGCCAUGGAUGACGCUGGGAUAGCGGCGCGUGUUGACGAAGGCCGUGUGCGGCCGCCCGGUCGUCGUGAAAAGCUCCACCGCGAUCGGCUUAUGGCCUUUCGUCAUUGUCGUGUCACCAACCUGUACUUACCCACCCACGAUUUUCGAUUUCGACUAAGGUCCUAUCACACAUCUCCUGUUCCCCACGGGAUGGCGAAAUGUGCCAAAGCUGCCUUUUCUGUAAGUACCAAGUAUAUCAGCGACAAACUACCCAGAGAAUACAUGUCAAAAGUGUCACUUUAUGUCGACAUCUAACCAAGACAAU